Salvia hispanica is the source of this 1734-nucleotide messenger RNA. RefSeq names its product junctophilin-like protein. The record is from RefSeq and is a predicted model, not a curated record. Lineage: Eukaryota; Viridiplantae; Streptophyta; Magnoliopsida; Lamiales; Lamiaceae.
AAUUAUGCCGGCAAUAACUCCUCCGUCCACCAUUACUCACUAGUUUUUGCUAAAGAAGAAUUAGGCAGUAAUUCAGCAGCUUCUCUUUCAUUUGAAGUUUUAAGCUCGAUUUUGAGAGGCAAAUUGGCGUCAGAUUGUUUGGCAUGUCGACGAAUCAGAACCCCUGCCCCAACAGCAAUGCGGCUACAGUCUUGCUUCCUGAGAUCGGGCCAGAUGGCUUGGCCCGAGAAUCUCCUAUCAUAGCUUACACCGAGAAGAUAAUUGAAGAGGAGCAGCUUCAGUUGAGGAAGUACAUUGAAGAAAACUAUUCUAAGAUUCGUGACGUUGAACGAGAACUUGCAAACCUCUCAAUGGAAAUGAAGCUUACUGCCGGUCCAAAGAAAGCUGCACUUGAACACCUACGGAAGAAAAUAGAAAUGUCAACAGAGAGAAUUCGUUUGGCUAAGGUGAAAGAAGAACAAGCUAAAAAGGCCUGGGAAGCAGCAGCAAAAGAUGUGCAGGAUGAGGAAGCAAUCAAACAGAAGCUUUGCAAUGAUCUAAAUAAUCUGGUCCAGGAAAGUAGCAACAGCCAGCUUGCUAGACUGGAGGAACUGAAGCGCCGUAUGAAGUCUCUGAACCCAAGUAGAUCUUCCAAUAUACACAAGCCCUCAGAGGGAAAUCAAAGGCUGCCACAGGGUAGUACAGUUGAAGUUUCUUCUGCUGCUCAAAGCACAUCGGGACCACCUAGUGGAGCUAUGGGAACCAUAGCUACUGAAGUUAAUGCACAGAACUCCAUAAUAACUGAGCAAAACCGACAGCCUUCUAGCGACAGCGAGGGACGAGGAAAGAAGAAAAGUUCAAACCAAGGAAGAAUAAGGGGAAUAGGGGCAGUACCUAAGGGCAGAGGGCAUGCAGCACCUGGUUGGACUGGAGCUGGUUUUGAUGUGGAUGGCAGAGGUUGAGAGUGAACACAUUCCUUACCAAAUUGUGGCGCUCGACUAUUUUUUAAGACCCAUUUCUCGUUUAUUUUAUUGGACUAAAUCUAGCAGGUUACCUUGACACAAACUAACAGAUUUUUCCUGCUGAAGAAUGGAAACUGGCAACCAUCAUUGUUUGAGACUGACAAGUAAGUAAUUGAUGGUUUAAAAUGUGUUACUAUAUUAAAUUGACCCCAUCUAUUCUAUUGAUAGCCUAGUUUCACAAAAACAAGAAAUUUAUUAAAAUUGAUGGUGCAACAUUGAAAUGAAGAGAGCUCUUCUUGGAUCUCUUUCCCUCAUUAAUGUGGUAGCCAAUUUCUUGUCAUAUGUUAUAAUAACCCAUGUGCUCCCUCUAUUCAAAUUCGCAUUUAACCCUGCAUGUGCACUUUUCCAUUUCUCAUCUUUUUCCUAUCUGGUAAAUCAUUUCCACCCCCCUCUUUAUUUGACUUUUUACAUUUAUGGCAAUUGUAUUUCCAUCAAAUAAAUAAAUGUGCAACUCAUAAUUUAUCUUUUGAAUGUGUGCAUAAGCUUCACAUAUGAUGUGCACUUACAUGCAAUGGAUUGGUGAUACAAGAAAACACCACAAUAAAUAAAGUGAGUAAAUAGGAAAGAGAUAAGUAGAGACUGAAUCUGAGAUUAUUACCUUACAGAGGAAUGAUAGCUCCCCCUUACGACAUGGUGGGUGUCAGUCACACUCACUCAUUUGUAUGCUUCAAUAAUACUCCCCCUGCACCCUGUGUUUGUAUUAUUAUUUGAUGGAAUAAAAUAUGUUUUUCAA